UGCUAGGCAGACGACACUGUUAUCAUUGCCUAAUGUUGUGAAAUAGCUCUUUACUGCGUGUACCGUUUCUGCUUCAAAACUGCUCCAUCAUGGAAGUGAUUUUCUCCAUCAACGGCAAGCCUUAUCAAAUUACCGGCAAGAAUGUCCCCGUGGAAACCUCUCUGAACUCCUUCAUCCGGAACCAUGCCCAUCUGACUGGCACCAAGUUCAUGUGCCUCGAGGGAGGCUGCGGGGCGUGCGUCGUCAAUCUAAGCGGUGUCCACCCGGCUACUAGCGAUGCUUUCUCCUAUGCUGUCAACUCCUGUCUUUUCCCGGUACUUGCUUGUCAUGGGAUGGAGGUCACGACGGUGGAGGGUAUCGGGAGCAAGCAAAGUGGGUACCAUGCAACGCAAAAACUGUUGGCCCAUUUCAAUGGAACCCAGUGUGGGUACUGUUCUCCCGGUAUGGUCAUGAAUAUGUACAGUCUGCUGGAGGCUAAACAGGGAAAGAUCACCAUGGAGGAGAUCGAGAAUUCGUUUGGCGGUAACAUCUGUCGCUGCACUGGUUAUCGGCCGAUCCUGGAUGCGUUCAAGUCCUUGGCUGUGGAUGCCGAUCCCAAGCUGAAAGCCAAGUGUCCAGAUAUUGAGGACCUGACGAAGAUUUGCCCCAAAACGGGAUCCGCUUGUGCUGGCAAGUGUUCCGUUGCGGGCAAAGCUGAUCCUCGCAAAGGGCUUCAUCUGAGCUUCGAGGAUAACAGAGAAUGGCACAAGGUGUACAGCGUGAGCGAGAUCUUUGCUAUCUUCAAGACCAUAGGCGAUCGGCCGUAUACACUCGUCGGUGGUAACACCGCCCAUGGAGUGUACCGGCGAAGUGAAGCUCUGGAAGUGUUUAUCGACGUUAAUGCUGUUAAAGAGCUUAGGGUUCAUUUGGUGGGUCCGUCACUUACCAUCGGAGCGGGAACUUCUCUAACGGACCUUAUGGAACUGAUGAGCUCAUCCGCAAAGAAUAACCCUCACUUUUCGUACCUGGAGCACCUGGUUAAUCACAUCGAUUUGAUUGCAAACGUUCCUGUUAGAAAUACCGGAACCGUCGCAGGAAACCUGAGUAUCAAAAACCAACAUAAUGAGUUCCCGUCGGAUUUGUACUUGAUUCUGGAAGCGGCCGAUGCCAAGCUGACUAUCUUGGAGUCUGAAGGAAAAACCAUAACCGUCAAGCCGUCGGAAUAUGCCACCAUGAACAUGGCAAAGAAAGUGUUACUCAACAUAGUGCUUCCUCCACUCGACCCGAAGGUUUACGUGUAUCGGUCGUUCAAAAUUAUGCCCCGCGCACAGAAUGCGCAUGCAUACGUUAACGGUGCAUUCUUGAUCAAAACGGAGGGUUCACGGAUUGUGGCCAGCAACGUUUGCUUUGGAGGAAUCACUCCCGAGUUUACGCACGCCACAAAGACCGAAAGUUUCCUGAUGGGCAAAAACCUUCUUAGCAACGUUAACGUACAGGGCGCGCUGAAGAUCCUGUCGGACGAGCUGAGUCCCGACUGGGUACUGCCGGAUGCGGCUCCUGAGUACAGAAAGAACUUGGCCCUAUCCUUGUUCUACAAGUUCGUGCUGAGUAUCGCCCCGGCUUCAAUCAAGCGGGAAUUCAAAUCGGGGGCAUCAGUUCUCGAACGGCCACUGUCUUCUGGAACUCAAAAGUUCGACACCAUCAAGGAAAACUGGCCCCUGAAUCAAGACAUUCCGAAAAUUGAGGGACUACUGCAGACUUCCGGGGAGGCAAAGUACGCCAACGAUUUGCCGGCAUUCCCGAACGAGCUGUACGCGGCGUUUGUACAAGGACGAGAGCCGCAUGCCAAGAUACUAAACAUUGACCCAUCGGAAGCGUUGGCCAUGCCCGGAGUCCAUGCUUUCUACUCGGCCAAGGAUAUCCCCGGCGAAAACAACUUCAUGCACUUCAAAGGGUUCAUGGGCACUCACGACGAAGAAAUUUUCGCCAACGAGAAAGCCCUCUACCAUGGACAACCGAUCGGUCUGGUAGUCGCAGAUACUUUUGCGUUGGCGAAUCGAGCCGCCCAGCUGGUAAAGGUCCAGUACGAGAAGACAACGGCCAAGCGCUAUCCAACCGUGAAGGAUGUUCUGCAAGCCAAGGCAACGGAACGCCUGCACGAGAUGCCCUACAGCACGCUCGGUGCGGAGCACGACGGUGCUCCCGAGGGUGCCGUCAAGGUGAAGGGACGCUUCGAGAUCGGUGGCCAGUAUCACUACACGAUGGAGACGCAAACCUGCGUAUGUAUCCCGAUAGAGGACGGCAUGGACGUGUUCUCGGCUACGCAGUGGAUCGACUUCACCCAGAUCGCCAUUUCGAAGAUGCUAAACGUUCCGGAAAACAGUCUCAAUCUGUACGUCCGUCGUCUGGGAGGUGGUUAUGGUAGCAAGGGAACAAGGGCCACGCUGAUUGCUUGCGCGGCGGCUCUCGCAGCACACAAGACCCAGCGCCCCGUACGCUUGGUUCUGACACUUGAAGCCAACAUGGAAGCCAUCGGAAAGCGCUACGGAGUCGUUUGUGACUAUCAAGUAGACGUCGAGAAGGAUGGCAAAAUUACGAAGUUGCACAACGAGUACGUGCACGACUCGGGCUCCUGUUUGAACGAAUCGAUGGGUCACUGUGCCCAGUUCUUCCAGAAUUGCUACGACAAUAAGGCAUGGAAAACGGUGGCCAAGGCAGCCGUUACGGAUUCGGCCAGUAACACGUGGUGUCGGGCACCGGGCACGACGGAAGGUAUUGCGAUGAUCGAAACCAUCAUGGAGCAUGUGGCUCACGCCACCGGACAAGACCCACUCGAUGUGCGGAUGGUGAAUAUGCCGAAGGAACUGAAAAUGUAUGAACUGAUGCCUCAGUUCCGCGCCGACGUUGAGUACGACGCCAGACGGCUGACGAUCGAGCAGUUCAACCGGGAGAACCGCUGGCGGAAGCGAGGCUUGGCCGUAACGCCGAUGCGUUAUCCGUUGGGAUACUUUGGUUCGAUUCACGCCCUCGUCUCGAUCUACCAUACCGAUGGGUCCGUCGUUAUCACGCACGGUGGCAUCGAAAUGGGUCAAGGCAUGAACACUAAGGUCGCCCAGGUCGCCGCCUAUGUGCUGGGGAUUCCGGUCGGAAAGAUUAGCAUCAAGCCGGCAGCAAAUAUGACGUCGCCGAACGCUAUCUGUACGGGUGGCAGCAUGACCAGUGAGACGGUCGCUUUCGCGGUGAAGAAGGCGUGCGAGAUCCUGGUCGAGCGGAUGAAACCGAUUCGCGACGAAUUGGAGGACGCGUCCUGGGAGAAGGUGGUCCAAAACAGUUACAACAAGAACGUUGACCUGUGCGCCACGUACAUGUACAAAGCGACGGACCUGCAACCGUACAUCAUCUGGGGGCUGACCUGCGUGGAGCUAGAGAUUGACGUGCUGACCGGAAACGUGCAGUUGCGCCGAGUCGACAUUCUCGAGGAUACGGGCGAAAGCUUGAGCCCCGGAAUUGACGUCGGUCAGGUGGAGGGCGCCUUCAUAAUGGGCGUUGGUUACUACCUGACCGAGGCGCUGGUUUACGAUCCGGAAAGUGGGGCCCUGCUGUCGAACCGUACCUGGACCUACAAGCCGCCGGGGGCGAAAGACAUUCCGGUCGACUUCCGGGUGCGCUUCCUGCAGAACAGCAGCAACCCAUCGGGAGUGCUCCGCUCGAAGGCUACCGGGGAACCGGCGAUGAACAUGACCAUCGCCGUUCUUUGUGCCCUACGCAAUGCUAUUUUGGCGGCCAGAAAGGAUGCCGGUUUGCCGAAUGAGUGGGUCCAGAUUGGGGCACCGUGCACGCCGGAUCAAGUGUAUCUGAUGUCCGGUAACUCCGUGGAGCAGUAUUUACUAAACUGAACAGACACGGAUGGGUUCAGUACUAGACACCUAGUGUUUCACAAAUAUUUUAUCCUUUACUUUUGCAUUCUUGCAUAACAAAACUCUAAGGUCAAUGAGCCUUUUUAUUUUUAAAGAACGGAA
Molecule: messenger RNA, 3998 nt
Organism: Anopheles cruzii
Lineage: Eukaryota; Metazoa; Arthropoda; Insecta; Diptera; Culicidae
Product: xanthine dehydrogenase/oxidase-like
Exons: 6
Coding region: 90-3875 (1261 amino acids)
Molecular function (GO): 2 iron, 2 sulfur cluster binding; iron ion binding; oxidoreductase activity
Source: RefSeq, a predicted model, not a curated record